AUGACCACCAGCUGGACCGCCACACAAUGGAUUCCCUGGAUGACUUUAAUCUCCACCUGGAUUGACGGCACAACCGCAGACCCCAGUCAGACGAUAUGUCCCGCGCCGAGUUGGCAAGUCGCCGAAGCCGAGUUCAUCCAGUGGCCUCAGUGUCCGGAGACGCGAUGGGAAGCGGACCCGGCUACUUCUCUCUCCGCGGCACAACAACAACCGUUGCUGAAAGCACCUGAGGAGACGCUCUCUGUUGUGUCUGUCUCCAUGGCUGCUUCUUCGGAGAGCAGCGCACGGCCCGAUCACGAGCUCGAUACCGAGUCGCCGCUCGAUAAUGCGAAUUUCUUGUCGUUCGAGGAUUGGAAGAAGCAGAAUUUGGCCAAGGUUGGCCAGUCUGCGGAGAAUGUGGGCGCGCGCGGUGCUGCUGCUGCUGCUGCUGGGAAGGAAGGGAGACGGCGUCCGACGGGGAUUAAUAAUGCGUUGGAUUCGCUGGGUGAGGAUGUUGAGAUUGAGUUGGAUUUUGGUGGCUUUGGGGCUGAUACGCCGGAGGCGGCGAAGCCGACGUCUUGGGGGGCGCGUGUGUCGACUGGGGGUACCACUGAGGAGGGGGGUUCCGUUGGGGAUGUGGAGUCACUGGCGCAGGGUGUGCCGCCGGCUGGGGGUGUGUCGAGGUCAAAGGAUGCGGGGACGACGUGCAAAGAAAGGUUCAAUUAUGCGUCGUUUGAUUGCGCUGCGACGGUGCUGAAGACAAAUCCGGAGUGUACGGGGUCGUCGUCGGUGUUGAUUGAGAACAAGGAUAGCUAUAUGCUCAAUGAGUGUCGGGCUAACAACAAGUUCUUGAUUUUGGAGCUGUGUGAUGACAUUCUGGUUGAUACGGUGGUGUUGGCCAACUAUGAGUUUUUCAGCUCCAUCUUCCACACCUUUCGCGUCAGUGUGUCGGAUCGGUAUCCGGCGAAAUUGGACCAGUGGCGCGAGCUGGGCAUCUACGAGGCGAGGAAUACGCGCGAGGUUCAGGCGUUUGCGGUGGAGAAUCCGCUUAUUUGGGCGCGGUAUGUCAAGAUCGAGUUUCUCACGCAUUAUGGGAAUGAGUUCUUUUGUCCGCUUAGCUUGAUUCGCGUGCAUGGAACGACGAUGCUGGAGGAGUAUAAGCAUGAUGGGGAGGUUAGUCGGACAGACGAUGUGGUGGCUGAUGAAGAGCCCGAGCCUGCACCGGCGGCUGCUGAGAUAGAGACAAUCCCUACGGUGGAUGUUGCACCUGCAGCAGGCACGGCAGAGCAGAAGGUGGACGAGCAGACGCCGGAGACUUGCCCUAACCCCGGACCGGUCGUUGAUGAGACAGUUAUGAUGCAGCUUCUGGGGGUGCUUGAGACAUGUAGUAUUCAUGACUCGCCAGCUGCUGGGGUUGAAGGGACUCAGACGUCUCUUAAUCGCCCGUCAGCUACUGACGCUGCACCUCCCAAGGGCGACGAUGCUGCGUCUGUUGGUAACGAUGCUCCAGCCAAGGAGGCAGGGGAGCAGAAAGUGACUGUUAGCCCGAAUGUUGACUCGGCACCUUCGUCUGCUACAACGGCUGGUCCAGAAACUACAUCACAAGGUGAAGCCGAUAGCCGGUCUACUGGCUUCACCAAGGAAGAGCAAAGCGUAGCCGCGGAGACAACGCGGUCAACAGCAACGCAGCCUCCUUCUGCGAACCCAACUACGCAAGAGUCAUUCUUCAAGUCCGUGAAUAAGCGACUACAAAUGCUGGAAUCCAACUCCAGUCUUUCACUACUGUACAUCGAAGAGCAGUCGCGGAUCUUGCGCGACGCAUUCAACAAGGUUGAGAAACGACAGCUGGCCAAGACCUCGACGUUCCUGGAGCAACUGAACGUGACGGUGCUUCAUGAAUUAAAGCAAUUCCGCGAGCAGUACGACAACGUGUGGAAGAGCGUAGCACUCGAAUUUGAGCACCAGCGCAUCCAGUACCAUCAGGAGGUGCAUUCGCUGAGCGCGCAGCUGGGCGUCCUCGCUGAUGAACUGGUCUUCCAGAAGCGGGUGGCCGUCAUCCAAAGCAUCAUGAUCCUGUUCUGCUUCGGACUGGUACUCUUCUCGCGCGGCGCCGUCAGCAGCUACAUUGAGUUGCCAAGCAUGCAAAACAUGGUGUCGCGGUCGUACAGUCUGCGGUCAUCAUCACCUCCGUUUGGGUCGCCGUCUGUAAGCCCGACGUCGUCGGGACGGCGCGCGGGCGGUCACCGACGCAACCUGUCCGAGGAUUCUCAGGAAGAUGGGCCGAUUAGUCCCACACUGGCCUACUCUCCACCAACACCUGUCUCCGAUGUGAUGAGCUCGUCGGAGGAGGCAGAGAACCACAGGGGUGACUCGUUGGCACUGCCGGAGGUGGCGCCACCAGUCCGAUCGCGCAGUAGUCCGCCUGACCUCAAGGGAGGCGAGGAGUCCAUUGAAGAAUCAUCUAGCUCGGGCGAGUCACCCGUGUCUCAUGGACGGAAUGCCGCGGUGGCCGAGGCCUAG
Molecule: messenger RNA, 2499 nt
Organism: Aspergillus tubingensis
Lineage: Eukaryota; Fungi; Ascomycota; Eurotiomycetes; Eurotiales; Aspergillaceae
Product: Sad1/UNC domain protein
Exons: 1
Coding region: 1-2499 (832 amino acids)
Biological process (GO): protein folding in endoplasmic reticulum
Cellular component (GO): cytoplasm; membrane
Source: RefSeq, a predicted model, not a curated record